AUGGAGCAGGAGAUACGCAGUCAUCCGGACGGUUGCCACCACGUCCACCACGCCAGGCAGCGAGAAAGAGGAUCCGCGAGCCCGACCGAGACCAGCCCCCAACAAAACGUAGUCGACGCGGCCGUCAGAGGCAGAGGAGAAAGGUGCAUGCUAUGCUACCGGAAGAGCACAAGAAAAGAGCUGAGGGAGACGGCAUGGGACCGGUGGCUGUCGAGUCCCAUUCCCAAGGGUGGGAGCUCGCCGUUUGCGUGCCGAGGCUGCUUCCGCGAGGGCGAGCCCGUCCCGCUCUGCGCGGAGUGUUCUCGACACCUGGCGCGCGGGGUGCUGUCGCCGGCGGCGCUGCUCCAUGGCCGCCUCGGUUGCGAGCACGUCUUCCCCGACGAGCUCAAGGGCCUAACGCCGGUGGAGGAGAAGCUGAUCGCGCUGAACUCAUGUUAUGGGUUCGUCACAAGGUACAACGUCUCAGGCGGCCAGAAGCAGACGCUAACGUACCCCAAGCACGUCAAGGGCCACAUCACGGUGUUCCCGAACAACGUGCAAGAGCUGGCAACGAACGUGCUGCCGCAUCCGCUCGUCCGGGUGAUGGACGAGAUCCACGUCUCGUGGCAGGGGCGGGCCCUCAUCUGGUUGAAGAGGAACAACCCACACUACGCCGGGAUCGAGAUCGACGCGGCGGAGAUGGAGAGCUGGGGAGACUCGGCCGACGGGGUGCCGCCGUUGGUGUACGGGCGCCUCGAGCGGAACGAGGCGUCGGCGUGGGAGAAGACGCGGACGGCGCACGUCGUGCCGCCCACGGAGCGGGCCAUGGACGACGAGGGGGCGGUAGAGAUCGAAGAAAUCCUCUCUCUGCUCAACCAAGGGGGAAGCACGACGAUUCGCGAGGACGACGAGCCAGAGUCAAACGAGGUAGACGAGGCGCGUGGCCAGAGCGGCGGCGAGCCUAAUCAAGAUGCGAAGACGAUCAACGAGGUGACCUCAUCCGGAAUAUUUGCGUUGGACGGGCCGCCCGACGUGGCCGACGUGGACAAAUUGCGGUUCGCGUGCGAUGUCGUCCGCGAAGGCGCAGGCGACGGCGGCACGGGCCCGAGGACGUGGGUGCAAACCUCGGCAAGGGGGCAGCUAGGGCACGCCGAUGGUUCUGAGCCGCACAUACGCAUUCGCCGCGGGGAUGAAUUCGCCGACUCGUUCGAAGCCUCCUUUUUCGCAAAGACCUUUCCCACGCUGUUGCCAUUUGGCGUCGGAGGGCCGCGACCGGUCGAAGAGGCAACCGUACAGUUGGGCAGAGGCACCGCCAACACGCGCGAGGCGGAAGAGGCCGGGACGCGGGACCUCUUGUCGUCUCGGAACAUGAGCCUUCGGACGUGGGCCGACACGGUGUUGCGACGCCACGGCGGCCGGUUCGCGACGCACCACAUCUUCGCGUUCCUCGUCUUCAACAUGGGCGUGCGGUCGAGGAACCGUCGCGUCAGCAUGCUGAGCGUGACGAGGAAGAACUUCCGCAAGGUGGAGCGCAUCGUACGGUCGCUGACCGCAGACGGAUUGGCGGCAGCUAGAGCCGAGCUGGAGAGCACAGGCAAGACGACCGACGACGCCGUAAAGGAGCUCCUCAGGAGCCUUUCGUUCUCCGACUGGCAGCGCACCGCGCGCGCGACCGAAGCGGCCGAGGAGUUUCUGCGGAGCCUCGAUAAGUCAUUCAAACGGGUGCGGCUAUCCGUCUCCGACCCGAUGAGCUCAGCCAUCUUCUUCCACCGGGAGAUGACGCUGUUCUUUGAGCAUUACGUCAACAUGGGGGGGGAGUCGGUCUUCGGCCGCAUCAGCCAGUACUAUGGCGCCGUGGAAACCAACGAGCGAGGAUCUCUUCAUGUCCACGGGCUGCUCUGGCUAGACGGAAACACGCGCCUGAGCUCGAUGCUUGCCGACUCAGACGGGGAGGAACAGGCGGCCUACCGCGAGCGAAUCGUCCGCUACGUCGAUAGUGUCUUUAGCGAGGACUUAGACCAGGAAGGGUUCUGCGCCGUCCAGGCGGAGCGUUCGGCGACGUCUGAUAUAUCAUCCCUGCUGGACAGUGCCGAGCAGUUCUCGGCCUCAUUCGAAGAGGAAGCCAAUUUCUGCGCCGGCGCGACGCAGAUCCACACCCAUAGCCCGACAUGCGUCAAGUACUCCCUGGGCAACAAGGGGCGAAAGGGCGACCUCUGUCGCUUCAAGGCGCCAUGGAAGCUGGUCGAGGAGACUGCCUUCUCAUCGGACGGUGUACUGCGGAUCCGCAGGACACACCCCAUGGUGAACCGGUGGAACAAGGCCAUCGCCGUGGCUCCGCCACAACCAUGA
Hirsutella rhossiliensis is the source of this 2328-nucleotide messenger RNA. RefSeq names its product ATP-dependent DNA helicase PIF1. The transcript has 6 exons. The record is from RefSeq and is a predicted model, not a curated record. NCBI's taxonomy places the organism in Eukaryota, Fungi, Ascomycota, Sordariomycetes, Hypocreales, Ophiocordycipitaceae. The coding region runs from base 1 to 2328 and encodes 775 amino acids.